Messenger RNA from Peniophora sp. CBMAI 1063, 1971 nucleotides. Lineage: Eukaryota; Fungi; Basidiomycota; Agaricomycetes; Russulales; Peniophoraceae. The record is from the annotation of a GenBank genome assembly.
AUGCUCAUUCGUGUCCGAUCAAAAGAUGGCACAUUUCGCUUCAACCUGGAACCUACCACCACAGUCAAUGAGCUCGCACACAAGAUUCUUGAGACGACCGUAAAUGCGGACGAAACUACGCUUGCGAUCUCGAACCAGCCCAGAGGUGGCGAAACCGUCCUCGCGACCUUGAUCGGCAGAAAUAUGCAAGAACUUGGGUUAAAGCAUGGGGACAUUAUCUUCGUCACGUACCAGUCACUACCGGAUGCGGGCCCGUCAGAACCUGCUGUCGUACCCUCUCCACCAAGUACAUCCUCUGCCGCUGCGCCUACUUCACAUGCGCCGCGUCCUUGGGAGCUCGCGAACGAAGAUGCCGUCGACGUAGCGUUGCGUAGAGUUGACGGCAAGAUUCCUCGGGGUCGUGAUCCGCUAUUCUGCAAACACGGUUCGAACGCUAUGUGCGAUAACUGCAUGCCGCUUGAGCCUUACGACGCCAAGUAUCACGACGAACACCAGAUCAAGCACCUCUCCUACCACGCAUACGUCCGCAAGCUCACUCCCAAGACCGCUUCAACAGCCGCAGCAGCACUCCCACCUCUAUCCGAGCCCGAUUACCGCGUCAAAGUGCCUUGUCCGUCCGGUCAUCCGAGCUGGCCUGCUGGGAUCUGUACCGCAUGUCAACCCAGCGCCAUCACGCUGCAGAGCCAGCCCUUCCGCAUGGUCGACCACGUCGAGAUUGAAUCGCACGAGAUCAUAGAUCGCUUCCUCGGCGCGUGGAGACGGACGGGUGUACAGCGCUUCGGAUGGCUUCUCGGCCGAUAUGAGCCGUAUGACAAGGUGCCACUCGGAGUUAAGGCCGUCGUCGAAGCUAUCCACGAACCGCCGCAAGAGGGAGAACUGGAUGGCUUGACACUUGGGGUGCCAUGGGAGGACGAAGCGCGCGUGCGCGCAUUGGCGGCCGCUGCAAAUCCGCCGUUGACGGUGGUCGGAUACGUGUUCACGGAUCUGGACCCAGAACCAGAGGACCGCACGAAGCUCGUAUACAAACGGCAUCCUGGGAGCUUCUUCCUGUCAUCACUAGAGGUGCUAUUCGCCGCGCAGAUCCAGGGCUCAAACCCCGUACCAAGUCGUGCCAGCGAUACCGGCAAGUUCGGCUCGCGCAUGGUCACAGUCGUUCUUUCUGGAGACGAGAGCGGUGGCGUGGGAGUGAACGCGUACCAAGUCUCGGAGCAGGCUGUUGGGAUGUUGCAGGCGGAUAUGAUCGAGGCGAGCGUGGACCCAAACAUCAUGCGGGUGAAGAAGGAGAGUAGGGAGAGCGGAGAUGCGCGAUACGUGCCGGAUGUCUUCUUCCGCUUCCGUAACGAGUACGGGAUUGAGGUUAAAAAGAGCGCAAAGCCCGCGUUCCCGGUCGAGUAUCUGCUCGUUAACGUAACGAACGGCUUCCCGCAAAGUCCUGCACCUCAGUUCUGCUCCCAGAGCUUCCCUAUCGAGAACCGUCCCGGGCUCGAAGACCAGUCCAUCGAACGCGUGCUGCAAGAGCUGAACAAGCUCGGCGCGCCGGAUCUCAACAGCAGUAAGAACGAGUCCAACCCUCUACGACGCAUGGAGAUCGCCAAAUGGCUCAGCGACUGGCAUCUACUGGCGUUCCUUGGCUCAUGCGGACUCGUGAGCGAGGCGGACAUGCACGUCUUCGUGAGGGUCGGGAGCGCGCCGAGUCUGGAUGAUCCUACGGUGCUGGACCCGUUGCUCAUGACGGAUAGCUGGCAGACACUCGUAACGUUUGCGAGGGAGCAUGCGCCGCCACCGCAAACUAUAGGGGGUUCUAAUAUAGACGAUGAUAUACCGCCAGAGUUGCUCGACCAGAUCAAUGCUGCCGACAAUCAGGGAGCAGGUGGUGGUGGGAGCGCCGGAGGAGCACGUAUCUGUCCGCACUGUACGUACGAGAACUACCAUGGUGGGUCGGACUGUGAGGUGUGCGGCCUACCUCUAUGA